AUAACCCCCUCCUCUCUAGAGCCCUUUUCUCUCCUCCUCGCAAAAAGCUCCAUUUCCUCUCCUUCCCUCCCUCCCUCUCCUUCUUUCUCCGAUGGCUUCUUCAGCUGGAAACCCUAACCAGCAAUCGCCCUACGACAUGCAGAGGCUCUUCAAUCCCUCACCUCCAAACCCCACCAACCCACCUUCCUCUUAUGCUCUACCCCCUUCUUAUACUACGCCCCCUCCCCCAGGCCCCUUCUCCUACCCUCCUCCCACCACCCCAACCCCUCCUUUCCACCACUACCUCCACUACCCCCACCAAGACCCCCUUGCUAACAUGCACCAACAUCGCCCCAUCUCUUAUCCUACACCCUCUCCCCUCACCUCCACCCCAAAUCCCAACCCUAAUCCCAGCCCAGGCGCCCGUCUUAUGGCCCUUCUAACCCCAACCCCUCCUUCCAAUCUCGACCCCCCACCAGGCCUCACCCCGACGGCCCCGAUGCUCCCGCCCGUCAGCUCCGCGGGCCCGCUGCCCACACCGCCUGCCCGGGUCCCGAGCAGCAAGCUGCCCAAAGGGCGGCAUUUGAUCGGCGACCGGGUUGCUUAUGACGUGGAUGUUCGGUUGCCCGGGGAGGGCCAGCCACAGCAGCUCGAGGUCACACCAAUCACCAAGUACGUGUCAGAUCCUGGGCUCGUCGUUGGCCGGCAGAUCGCGGUGAACCGGACAUAUAUAUGCUAUGGGUUGAAGCUGGGGGCGAUCCGGGUGCUGAAUAUAAACACCGCGCUGCGAUCUUUGCUCCGAGGUCACACCCAGAGGGUCACUGACAUGGCUUUCUUUGCUGAGGAUGUUCACCUUUUGGCUAGUGCGAGUGUGGAUGGGAGGAUUUUUGUGUGGAAGAUUAAUGAAGGCCCUGAUGAAGAAGAUAAGCCACAGAUAACAGGAAAAGCUGUUGUUGCCAUUCAGAUACUUGGAGAUGGGGAAUCAGUUCAUCCACGAAUCUGUUGGCACUCACACAAACAGGAAGUUUUGGUUAUUGGGAUUGGGAACUAUGUGGUGAAAAUCGAUACAACAAAAGUCGGAAAAGGCAAAGUGUUUUCUGCAGAGGAACCUCUCAAAUGCCCUGUUGAGAAGCUGAUUGAUGGAGUCCAAUUGGUUGGCAAACAUGAUGGUGAAGUGACAGAUCUAUCGAUGUGUCAAUGGAUGACUACGCGGCUAGUUUCUGCAUCAAAAGAUGGCACGGUAAAGAUUUGGGAAGACCGGAAGGCAUUGCCACUUUUAACAUUGAGGCCACACGAUGGCCAACCUGUUAACUCAGUUACAUUCUUGACAGCGCCUCAUCGCCCUGAACACAUUGUUCUUAUCACAGCGGGCCAUCUAAAUCGAGAAGUGAAGGUGUGGGCAUCCGCUAGCCCAGAAGGCUGGUUAUUGCCCAGCGAUGCUGAAUCUUGGCAGUGCACCCAGACCUUGGAAUUGAGAAGUUCUGCUGAACCUCGAGCUGAAGAGGCAUUUUUCAAUCAAGUUGUUGCAUUGCCACAUGCAGGCCUUAUUUUGCUUGCCAAUGCCAAGAAGAAUGCUAUAUAUGCCAUACAUUUAGACUAUGGUCCAUAUCCAUCAGCUACACGCAUGGACUAUAUAACUGAAUUUACCGUCACGAUGCCUAUUUUGAGUCUUACAGGAACAAGUGACACCUCAUCUGAUGGGGAACAUGUUGUUCAGAUUUAUUGUGUGCAGACGCAGGCUAUUCAACAGUAUGCUUUGGAUUUAUCUCAGUGCUUGCCGCCACCAAUGGAGAAUUUGGGCAACGAGAAGGAUUCCAGCAUCUCUCAUGUUUUUGAGGCGCCCAGUUCUAGUGGGUUCAAUGCAUUGGAGCCACCUCCUGGAAAUGCGCCAGCUGAGAUGCCCAUUGGAAGUAGCGCGCCAAAACCACUUGUAAGCAGAUCUGAUAGUGCACCGGCAGCUAGAUAUCCUAUAUUUUCAGGCGCUCCUGAGCUUCCUAGCAUCGAAUUGGCUACUUCAAGCAUGGAAUCUAGACCAAGUGCUUUGUUGCCUCCCAGUACUGAUGCUGAAAACAUUCCUGUUGCGUCUCCCCCUCUUCCUUUGAGUCCAAGGUUGUCUGGAAGACUCUCUGGUAUAAAGAGCCCAUCAAACGGCUUCGAGCCAGGUCCCCCACGUGGUGAUCGUGGUGCUGACCAGCCAGUUCUUGAUUAUUCAGUUGAUGCUGUUCUUUCAAACAUGCCUGAUGUUCCUUCCUCAGAUGACAGUUCUGGAAAGGAUGAAACUAAAGUUGGGCAAAAUGAUAUUUCUAUGGUGCCGAAUCCUCCUAUCAUGUUCAAGCACCCGACCCACCUGAUAACUCCGGCAGAAAUAUUGUCAACGGCUGUUUCUUCCUCUGAGAACACUCAUAUAACACAUGGCCUGAAAGGGGGAGAAAUGGAGGUUCAAGAUGUGGGUGUUAGCAAUGAUGUAGAGAGUGUAGAGGUGGAAGUUAAAGUUGUGGGUGAGAGUGGAUUGGGUCAGCAUGAGGACUUUGAUCCUCAGAGAGAAGAGCGUGUUCUUUGCCCAGAGAAAAGAGAAAGAACCUUUUACACCCAGGCUUCAGAUCUUAACAUUGAUAUGGCCAGAGAGUGCAGUUCAUUACCCACAGAAAUUCUGAGCAUGGAGGAGAAUCACCCAGUCGAAGAUGUAGGUAUUACUGAGGAUAUGGAGCAGCCUCCAAAUGGAGGUGAGGAUGAGGUUCAAGGUUCUGUGAAGGAUGGUGUGCCUGGAUCGGUUGCUGAGUCUGCUACUGUAUCAGCAGCUGCCCAGUCGCCCUCAUCAGCUGUGAAAGGAAAGAAACCAAAAGAAAAAACCUCUCAAAAUUUGGGCCCAUCUUCAGUUUCUCCGAGCCCUUUCAACUCUACUGAUUCUUCUAAUGAACCAGGUAGCAGCUCAAGUGGUCCUAUGGAAGCUGCCUUGUGUCAGAUUAUGGAUAUGCAGAACCAGAUGAUGACCCUUCAAAAGGAAAUGCUGAAGCAGAUGACUGCGACAGUGGCAGUCCCUGUUAACAAAGAAGGCAGAAGAGUAGAGACAGCUCUUGGCCGGUCCAUUGAAAAAGCUGUCAAGGCAAACACCGAUGCUUUGUGGGCCCGUAUCCAAGAGGAGAAUGCAAAACAGAAGUUAGAAAGGGACCGUAUACAGCAGAUAAUGAGCUCAAUCUCGAACUGGAACAAGGACUUACCAGCCUUAUUAGAGAAGACGUUGAAGAAAGAAAUAUCUUCAAUAGGGCCAGCAGUUGCUCGCACAAUUACCCCCAUCAUAGAGAAGAUCAUUUCUUCUGCUAUUGCUGAAUCAUUUCAGAGAGGGGUGGGAGACAAGGCAGUGGGUCAGCUGGAGAAGUCAGUCUCUUCGAAGCUUGAAGCUACAGUAGCUCGGCAAAUUCAAGCACAGUUUCAAACUUCUGGCAAACAAGCCCUUCAGGACACUUUAAGGUCAAGCCUAGAAUCUUCAUUGAUUCCUGCAUUUGAGAUGUCAUGUAAGGCAAUGUUUGAGCAAGUUGAUGCUGUCUUUCAGAAAGGCAUGGUUGAACAUCUGUCUGCUGCUCAGCAGCAGUUUGAGGUUGCACAUUCUCCGCUGGCACAUGCAUUAAGGGAUGCAAUGAGUUCCGCGACAUCGCUCACUCGAACCUUAUCUAGUGAAUUGGCUGAUGGCCAGCGCAAGAUCUUAGCUCUCAUGGCUGCUGGAGCAAACCAAAGUGGAAUAAAUCCCUUGGCUAAACAACAAAGCAAUGGACCUUUGGCUGGUCUCCAUGACAUGGUUGAACCACCUUUGGAUCCAAAGAAAGAGCUACAAGUAUUGAUAAAUGAACGAAAAGUUGAGGAAGCAUUCACCGCAGCCCUUCAAAGAAGCGAUGUCUCGAUUGUAUCGUGGUUAUGUUCUCAGGUUGAUUUAGCAGGAAUUUUAUCCACGGUUCCUCUCCCUCUUAGCCAAGGAGUUCUCCUUGCUCUUCUCCAGCAGGUCGCCUGCGAUCUUGCCAACGAGAUGCCCCGGAAGCUGGAGUGGAUGAGGGAUGUAGCUAUUGCCAUUAAUCCGGUGGACCCAAUGAUCGCGGUGCAUGUCCGGCCCAUCUUUGAGCAGGUUUAUCAGAUACUAGGCCACCAGCGGACGGUCCCCACCACCACGGCAGCGGAAGCAAACAGCAUCCGCCUAGUCAUGCAUGUCAUCAAUUCCGUAUUGAUGAGCAGUUGUAAAUGACAAUCAUCCCUCUCUCAGUUGUGCAGAAUUGUAUGGACUUGGUGAUGGUAGGAAAAAGCAUGUUUGUAUAGAGAAGUAGACUGCUCGUCAAAAGUGCCACUGCCGAGGGUCUUUGUGUUGAUUAUGUAAAGCGCGAGAAUUUGAGAAUGAUUUUCAUUUUUUUUUUCUUCACCGAAAGUUCCAGGAAAACUAGGGUUUUGGUUUUUCUUUUUUAGGUUCAGUUGGGACUGUUAUUUUGAAUUAGUAUUUAGUGAAAUUGUGGCCUCAAAUUCUCAA
Molecule: messenger RNA, 4486 nt
Organism: Magnolia sinica
Lineage: Eukaryota; Viridiplantae; Streptophyta; Magnoliopsida; Magnoliales; Magnoliaceae
Product: enhancer of mRNA-decapping protein 4-like
Exons: 12
Coding region: 92-4210 (1372 amino acids)
Biological process (GO): deadenylation-independent decapping of nuclear-transcribed mRNA
Cellular component (GO): P-body
Molecular function (GO): protein binding
Source: RefSeq, a predicted model, not a curated record